AAAUAAAAAGCUACUAGGAGUAGUUUAAUUCCUCGGUGUCAGCGUCGUGUCGCGUCUCUCCUCUCCCUUUCUCCUCCCUCCCUUCCCUUUGUCCUGGCACACCCGUCGCCUCUUGAUUCCUCGGCCCCAAUCAGCACCUCCCCACCUUUCCCCACCUGAAUCAGCACCUCCGGCGGCGGUUUGCCUCGGCCGACCUUGUCGGCGGCGCGGCGCUCGUCAGCUCAGGUCAGGACCACCUUGCUGCUGAGUCGACUGACUAUCGGUUCGGGUCGGCCGUCCAGCGGCGUGCGUGCUCCUGUUAGCGAGGCCGACGACGCGGUUGAGCUGCAUUUUUUUGCUAGGUCUUCUGCAACUAUUGAUGUCCUCCUUCUAAGAUAUAAAGGGAAAAAAUAAUCAUUUGUUAGAUACAUGGACAAAAUGGCAACGAGUUGUAGGUCUUGCUUAAUCCUGAUGCUUUAGUCGAGACGGCUUGAUGGAACCUAGAAAAGAUGAUGCCCCGUACGCAGGUCAGGGCACUGUACAUGGAUCCUCAAGUUCAACAUCUACCAGCUCCCCAGUUCCAGAGUACCCUGCUACAGGCACCGUUAAGCCUGUCCUUAAUUUUUCAAUCCAGACUGGGGAGGAGUUUGCUCUUGAAUUCAUGAGGGAUCGAACUAUAUCCAAGAAGCCUCCGGUUCCUGUUAUGCCUCGUGAUCAAACUGCUGCAGCUGGUGCCAAUCAAAAAAGUUCUAGAGGAAUCCUUGGUGCUCACCGUACCGGAGCUGAAAGUAGGUUUGAUGCAUCAAUUUAUUUGACUACAGAUAAUCAGCAAGCCGGGGACUUUGAAAGAAGAUCUGUUGAUGAAAACGAAAAUAGAACCAGGCACGUAUCAACUAGAUCGGCUCCACGAGCUCCAUCUAGUGGUGGAAGUAGUCAUGGACUGACCCAUGGUUAUGCUUCUUCUGGGGCCUCAGACUCCUCAAGAAAGAUAAAAAUUCUCUGUAGCUUUGGGGGGAAAAUAUUACCCCGACCAAGUGAUGGGAAGCUUAGGUAUGCUGGUGGCGAGACACGUAUAAUUCGAAUCAAUAGAAAUACUUCCUGGCAGGAGCUCAAACAGAAGACGACAGCCAUCUAUAAUCAACCUCAUACUAUCAAGUAUCAGCUACCUGGUGAAGAUCUUGAUGCACUGAUCUCAGUUUCGAAUGAUGAAGAUUUGAGAAACAUGAUGGAGGAAUGUGCCUUCCUUGAUAGUGGCGAGAGGUCCCAGAAGCUUAGGAUCUUUCUCGUGUCCUCGGUUGAUUUUGAUGACAUGAAUUUCAGCCUGGGCAGUAUGGAUAGCGAUUCUGGGAUCCAGUAUGUUGUUGCCAUCAACGGAAUGGAUAUGGGAGCUGCAAAACCUUCAAGUGGGCAUGCUUUAGUAAACACAUCCAUCAGCGAGUUUGAUCAGUUCAUUAACUUCAAUGUUGACAUUAAUCAGGCAGAUUUAAGGAAUUACGGUUCCAGUUUGCAUAAUGUGACUGCAUCAACUUCUACGCCUCCUGCUAUGAUGUCGAGACCAGUACCAGUGGGUCUAUCCAGUGAUAAUACUGCAACUUUGUAUUCUUACCUUAGCCAUGGGAUCCAGAAUGUGCAUGGUUCUGAUUACUCUUAUCCAACUUCCAGUGAAAGAUUUAAUGAUAACGACGACCAGAUGUCUAUUCCUCUAUCGGGCCCUUCAGACUUUAGAUAUGCUUCCCAAUAUGCACCUUAUUCUGGAACUGCUUCACUGCGAUCUUUUGAGCAACAGUUUUAUGACGGUGGCAUGAAGAUAGGAUCAAUGAAGGAGGAAAAACAGGAUUCUGUUAAAAUGCCGCUUCAAAAGAAUGGACUGGAUUAUUUUGAGUCUCUUGAUAAUCUGAAUGCUCCUAUGCUGGAUCAUGACUCUUCUGUUCCGAAAUUUAUGCAUUCGGAAGUCCCUCCCAUUGCUUCUGUUCAAGAAGGCUUAGCAUCUUCUUUUCAUCCAAGUUACAGUGCAAAGAGCCUAGAUACUUAUACAGCAUCAAAAGCUAUGUCUCCUACUCAGGGUUCAGAGUGUAAUGAAGAUGAUCGCCAAUCUAGUGAAGCUUUUGCAUCUGGGUGUUCUGAAUUUCAAGUUGACAUGUCAGAUCACAGCAAUAAGAAUUCACCACCUCACCCUGGACGAGUUUUUCAUUCUGACUGGAUUCCAAGGGAGCAGGCAGGGGUUCUGAACCGGUUAUCUAAAUCUGAUGAUCCACUUAAUUCUCAGAUUCUGAUUCUUCAGUCACAAUCUCGUGUGGUAAAUGAACCCAUUGCAGAAGCCAUUGAUCCUGCAGUUGAGGGGAAUGAAAAAACAAAUUUAGCCACAUGGGCAAUAAAUUUUAACGAUCCAGCUACUGUUGAUAGUCUCACACAGUUUGAAAAAGAAUACAGCAAUACUGCACAACAUACUUCUUUUAAUAAACAACUGGUUGGCGAGAAGAUGUCCUCGAAAGAUAUGAGUAUGCAUACACCAGAAAAGAUUGUAGCCAGAGGUAAACCGACCAAGAUAACUGGUGAUGGCAUAGAAGCAGCUAAUCUGUGGGGAGAUCAUGCUGAUAUGGGACAUCAUUUUAGUCGGGAUACUCCCAAGCCUGCGUUGUCAACUGAUGUUGAAUGUGAUCUAGUUGUGCCAAGUUCCACCAGUACAGUUAAUGAUUCUCAUAAGGAACCAAUUGUCCCUAAAACAGAUAAAAGAGACAUUGCUGGUGGUACUGGUGAGAGGACUUCCCCUGACAUUCUUUCUGAUUUCUUUGCCAACGCUAACGCUGUAGUGCAAUCACGUCCUUUUAAUGAUCCUGUCCUUAGCUUGAACAUGCCUAACUAUGAACCCCAGAGGUGGUCAUUCUUCAGAAAUCUUGCACAAAAUGAGUUUCAACAUAAAGACCGGGACAACCUGGCAAAGAUUGAGGAAGGAUCUUAUCCUUUUGGACGUUUAGAGCACGAUGCAUUUAAUGUGAAGAAUUUUCCUCCUCUGGAUGAUAUUAGUGUCGAAAUACUUCCAGUGUCUUCCAGCUCCAAUGUUGACUCUACUAUUUUGCCUCCAGCUUUUAUCCCAUCACAAACCAACAAUGCACCAGCACCUGUGAGGAAGAAUGUUGAAGGGCUUCAGGUUGAUAACCCUUUUCCAAAUAUGCAUGAGAUGAUGCCAUCUGUUCCUGAGUUUGAGGAGACAACAUUUGAAGAGGGCAGAGCUGUUGGACCAGUAAUGGAUGCUUCUUUUGUCGAUAAUGAUUUUGAAUACUUGCAGAUUAUCAAGAAUGAAGACCUUGAAGAACUUAGGGAACUUGGUUCUGGCACAUUUGGAACUGUAUACCAUGGGAAAUGGAGGGGGAGUGAUGUGGCCAUUAAGAGAAUAAAGAAAAGCUGUUUUGCAGGGCGAUCUUCUGAGCUAGAAAGAUUAGCAAAUGAAUUCUGGCGUGAAGCUGAAAUCCUCUCAAAGCUUCACCACCCUAAUGUUGUGGCUUUUUAUGGCGUUGUGAAAGAUGGGCCAGGUGGUACCUUGGCAACUGUAACUGAGUUUAUGGUUAAUGGUUCUCUUCGGCAUGUCUUGCAGCGAAACAAAAACCUUGAUCGGCGUAAGCGGCUUAUCAUAGCAAUGGAUGCAGCAUUUGGACUGGAGUAUUUGCACUCGAAAAAUAUUGUGCACUUUGAUUUGAAGUGCGAUAACUUGCUCGUGAAUCUUAAAGAUCAGUCGCGCCCUAUAUGUAAAGUUGGUGAUUUUGGGUUAUCCAAAAUUAAAAGAAACACCCUGGUUUCAGGUGGUGUAAGGGGGACCCUCCCAUGGAUGGCCCCGGAAUUACUCAACGGGGGAAGCAAUAAGGUGUCUGAGAAGGUUGAUGUAUUUUCCUUUGGCAUUGUCAUGUGGGAAAUCCUCACUGGAGAAGAACCAUAUGCCAAUAUGCAUUAUGGUGCAAUUAUAGGGGGAAUCGUAAACAACACAUUGAGGCCGCAUGUGCCAGCCUCAUGUGACCCGGAGUGGAGAAGACUAAUGGAGCAAUGCUGGGCCCCGGAUCCGGCACAACGCCCGGCCUUCACAGAGAUUGCUGGGCGACUCCGUUCCAUGUCUGUCGCGGCAAGUCAGGCAAAGGCAAGCUCCAAAUAAAGGAUGCAGGUGGAUUACUUGUUUUAUGCUCCAAAUUAUGGCUUUUAUUUUUAUUGAAAGUUUAUGCAUACGUGUAUGUUAUAGAGGUGUAAAGUUAGUCAUUAGUGCUCUCAUUUAUACCAUCUCAUGAACUGGUCUGUAUCCAGUUACAUUUUUACAUGACGAUUUAUUUGGGGGUUGUAUGAUGUACAAAGCUUAACUUGGACUUUGCUGAAACAUUAUCUUGUAAAGCUCCUUGUCAUAAGCAGAAAACAGAGGUGAAAGUGUAUGCAGAAUGCUUAUAGAGAUACUAUACUAUAUACUGUACAAUUAGGCCUUGUACUAGAUACUAUACUAUAUUCUAAGAUAACGAGUGCCUGUUUCUAGACCU
Lolium perenne is the source of this 4490-nucleotide messenger RNA. RefSeq lists its product as uncharacterized. Gene Ontology annotation, cellular component: cytoplasm. Gene Ontology annotation, biological process: protein phosphorylation; signal transduction. Gene Ontology annotation, molecular function: protein kinase activity; ATP binding; protein binding. The record is from RefSeq and is a predicted model, not a curated record. NCBI's taxonomy places the organism in Eukaryota, Viridiplantae, Streptophyta, Magnoliopsida, Poales, Poaceae.